Molecule: messenger RNA, 3372 nt
Organism: Anolis carolinensis (green anole)
Lineage: Eukaryota; Metazoa; Chordata; Lepidosauria; Squamata; Anolidae
Product: ras-related protein ORAB-1
Exons: 7
Coding region: 498-1136 (212 amino acids)
Biological process (GO): vesicle-mediated transport
Molecular function (GO): GTP binding; GTPase activity
Source: RefSeq, a predicted model, not a curated record
GCCCUCAGCUGGGAGCAUCUUUGCUGCAAGACAGAAAAGGGCUGGGGAGUGAGGGAGGGAGGAGGAAAACAGCUGCUGGGGGGAAAUCUGGGGAAGGGGAGGCGGCAGGGUGGGGAGAUCCUUUGUUUCUUCCCCAUCAUGGUGCUUUGGGAUCCAAUGCGGCCUCUCCUCAGGCACAGCUAAACUUGGAACCAUAGACCUUGGGGUCCACAGACAGGGGAUGCUACUCCAAGAGAUUAAUAGGGCUAUUUCUUUGACAGCAGGGGAUGGUCCAGGUUGCCCCUCUACUUGCAUGGGACCUCAUCCAUCAUCUUUCCUUAGUUCGCAGCAGAUACCCUGAAGAAGAGGGUCCGGUCUCCGCCAGAUUCUUUGGAGAAGGACACUUUGUCUGUCCUCAAAAAGGCAAACUGAAUCCAGAGAACUGCAAGAUCCUAUCCCAGUUCUUUUCCUUGACUUGAAAUAGCAGGACACCUUUUUCUGCAUGUCUGCCUGUCAGGAUGUCAACCAUCAGCCCUGAAUAUGACUAUUUGUUUAAGCUGCUUCUGAUCGGUGAUUCUGGAGUUGGGAAAUCGUGCCUUCUGCUCCGUUUUGCAGAUGACACCUAUACAGACAGCUACAUAAGCACCAUUGGCGUCGAUUUCAAAAUCCGAACAAUUGAGUUGGAAGGAAGGACAAUUAAGCUGCAAAUUUGGGACACAGCGGGGCAGGAGCGCUUCCGAACAAUCACGUCCAGCUAUUACCGAGGCGCACAUGGCAUCAUCAUUGUGUAUGAUGUGACAGACCAGGAUUCAUUCAACAAUAUGCACCUCUGGAUGGAGGAGAUCAACCGCUAUGCCAGCGAGAAUGUGAACAAGUUGAUUGUAGGAAAUAAGAGCGACCUCACAAGCAAGAAAGCAGUGGACUACACAACAGCCAAGGAAUAUGCGGACUCCCUCGGGGUGCCCUUCCUAGAAACCAGUGCAAAAAAUGCCACCAAUGUCGAACAGGCAUUUCUCACUAUGGCCGCAGAGAUCAAGAACCGAGUGAGCAGCGGUCCCACUCAGAAUGACAGCCACAAGCCCAACCUCCACAUUCAGAGUGGGCCCCUGAGGCAAGAAGGAGCCGGCCAAGAAGAUGGAGGGGGAGGCUGCUGCUAAAGGAGCCCAACCAGGAUCGAUACGUGUGGAAGGUUUGGAGAAUGUGUGGGUGCUGGGGUCAGUUCCCUUUGGGUCUGCGUAUGCUAAAGGCACCCAGACUUUCCCUAUUCUUCAUAUGCACAAUAGGACUUCUGUUGGCAAAGCAGCCUUUGAUUCCUUUAUCUCAUUUUUAUGACCUUGGAGCCAUAAUAUCUGUCCCUGCCCAGCUGAUACCUUCUUGCUAGCUGCCACAUCCUGUACAAUCCUCCGAUACAAAGCUCUUGUCCAUCGACUGGGACAUGAAUUCAGCACUAUGCCGUCCCACAGAGGCCAAAGGGAGGAUCAAGAGUUCCAAAAGAAAAAGCAGAGAAGGGGAAAAGAUUUUUAUACAAGGUUAAUUCCUUUAGAACUGUAUUAUGAUUUCCUGAUUUUUCUGCCUUCAAAACAUGCACAUUCAGCAUUGUGAGCAUGCACGCAACACCACUUCACAUUGGCUAUUAACCAUCAUGUCCUUUUCGAACUUUCACCCCAAAUCAGCCUCUUAUUUCAGUGUGGAGGGUUUUCAGAGUAAUAUAAACAACAGAUUUUUUUUCUCUCUUAUCCCUCUGGCUAUUACGUGUACAUUGCUAUCUGGUGCUUCUAAGGACAAAACUGCAUUCUAAACAUACAUUAACUUUCCUAAGUGUUAGGAAUUCUAAUUUGGUGAAGGUCCAGAGAAAUUUCUACUCUCUCGCUUCAGCUUCCUUUGUCUCUCAUUGCAAAGAAUUGCAGAUCCCCAAUUCCCUAAAAGAGAAAAGGAAAAACUAUUUAAUUGGUAUUAGAGCAUUAUGACAAAUGAGGCUUUUCUAAAUGGAACAUUUUGCACAGUGAACCAUGUUAACGUGUACCUGGCCCUGGGUCCUUUAACAGAAAAUUUAGUAUCACAGGCAAAAAAAAAAAAAAUAGCAUGGAAAGAAUAGGUUCCUUUACACCACAAAAAGAAAGCACCAUUCAACGUGUUUCAGCAAACAGUUUAACAUUCACAAUACGUAUGCAUGAAAUGAAUUGGUGAGGUGAGCCUUCCAUAAAUGGACAAAAAGAAUUUAAAUUUCUAGAGGCCAGCUGUAGACUUCUUUCAAAAUGUGUGCAGGGAUGACUAUUGCUUUCUUCAGCUUCCAUCCAUUUCUGUGGCCAAACCUACUAACUGGUAGGGCAGGGAGCAGCUAAUGAGGCAGUUUUAUCUGCUCUUUCCUUUGCUCUCUAUUCUACUGUUCAAAUGUGGUCAGUUACAGACUCUGAAGGUUGCUCCCGUUUACCUUACUAGUUUUAGGCAGUGACACACCGCUCCAGUUGGACCCAAGGGAAUAGAAUCCCACUCCUUGAAGCUCAACCUUUAUUGCAGCAUUUACUGCAAACAGGCUGCAAAAACCAAAGUCUGUGCUUUUCCAGCCAUCCCAAAUCCCAGGCACUUCUGGUUCCAAUCAUUUUGGAUAAACUGUAUUGGUUAUAGAAGUCUAUACAGUGUGGGAGAACUGGGACUCUGAUAGCAUUAACACCCAAAGUGUUAUCUAUAAAUGAUCCUGUAUAAGUCAACCUCAAAUAUAAGUCAAGAGCAGGUUUGGGCACCUAUAUUACAGAUUUUGCUAUAAAUUAAUGAUAAAACCAUCCUUAUAGCAACCCUAGAAACUUUAUACAACUUGCAAUGAAAGGGGUCAAUGUUCUAGAAUAGAGUUUCUCAAUCUCUGCUCCUCCAGAUGUUUUGAAUUUCAGCUCUCACAAUUCCUAACAGCUGGUAAGCUAGGUGGGAUUUCUGGCAGCAGAAGUCUAAAACACCUGGAGAAUGGUUUGAGAAACACUGUUCUAGAAUGACUCUCAUGAAACGCUGGUGCACAUUCUUUGGACUCCCCUGCUAGUCUGGAGAGAGAGAAAAAAAAACAACAACAUGACCAGGGCCUAGAGUUCCAGAUGAGCCAGGUCCGCGGACUUUACCUUUAAGACUGUCAACCAGUCCCUUUUUACACUGAGCUAUCACAAUACAACUUCUGCAUGACUUACAUUUUAGACUACACAGGCAAAUACUUUUUUUAAAAGGAAGGCAGGCUGUGUAUAUGGUUUGUGUUUUUCUUAACAAUUCCAUGAUUUAUGUCUCAUUGCAUAGUUCCAGAAAACCCUGCAAUAAUGGAUCCUUUCCUCGUGCACUCAUCUAUCCUAAACUUCCCUUUCCAUACUUUGUCUGUCAACACUAACUCAUAAACAAUAAACCAUUUCUGUCCUCUUG